AUGGUAGUUCAAGCCGUGGUAGACAAUAAGAUUUCAUUCCUUGACAUAACAACAGGGUUAGCAGGUAGUGUUCCAGAUAGACGAGUUUGGAAUUCUAGUGGUUUGAAGAAGGCUUGGAUUGAGAAGAAGUGUUUAUGUGGUCUAGUGUACCACACAGAGUUUGGGGACAUUCCACAAUAUAUCAUUGCAGAUGGAGGAUAUGACUAUGCUUUACCGGUGUUGGUCCCAUAUCCAAACAGGUUUCAUGGCAAAGAGCAGUACAACUUCCUUCAUUCUUUUACGAGGAUUGUUGUUGAGCAAUCUUUUGGAAUUUUAAAGAGACAAUGGAAAUUGCUAGCUCGGAAAGGAUUCAGAGGUCAUCCAGGCAUCCUUGCAAAUAACAUCAUGGCCUGUUGUGUGCUACAUAACUUAAUGAUCACACGGAAUAAUAAGUUCAUGGAAGAUUUUGACCCCGACAAAUUUAACCAUGAUGCAAGCUACCUUCCACAAAGGUCUCUUCGUUCAGCUAAAGAUGGCAUAGCAUUGAGAGACAUAGUGGAAAAGUUUAUAGAGAGCUUAGAGUGA
Selaginella moellendorffii is the source of this 564-nucleotide messenger RNA. Its product is annotated as protein ALP1-like. NCBI's taxonomy places the organism in Eukaryota, Viridiplantae, Streptophyta, Lycopodiopsida, Selaginellales, Selaginellaceae. The coding region runs from base 1 to 564 and encodes 187 amino acids. The record is from RefSeq and is a predicted model, not a curated record. The transcript has a single exon.